Molecule: messenger RNA, 8693 nt
Organism: Xyrauchen texanus (razorback sucker)
Lineage: Eukaryota; Metazoa; Chordata; Actinopteri; Cypriniformes; Catostomidae
Product: ankyrin-1-like
Exons: 44
Coding region: 125-6109 (1994 amino acids)
Biological process (GO): signal transduction
Molecular function (GO): protein binding
Source: RefSeq, a predicted model, not a curated record
UACACGCUCACUCCAGUGCUGCAGGACUGCAUGAGAGCGACGUGCUUCCAAACAGAGAUAAUAUCCCUACCAGCAUCCAUCUUCGGGGCAACAGAGCCAUCACUUGCAGGCUGUUAACGGCACUAUGGCACAAGCCGCCAAACAUCUGCGCAAGAAUAAGGAUUUAGAAGCUCUCGCCGAGCAAGAAAGGAAGGAAAAGGAGGAGGAGAAGGCAAAGAAAAGGAGCCGCUCACGGGAUAAAAAGCGCAAGGGCGAUGUUGCCACCAGUUUCCUCCGCGCAGCUCGCUCGGGUAAUCUGGAUAAGGCUCUUGACCACAUCAAGAAUGGGAUAGACAUCAACACAGCCAAUCAGAAUGGACUCAAUGGGCUGCAUUUGGCCUCGAAAGAAGGCCAUGUUAAAAUGGUGCUGGAACUCCUGCACCAUGGUAUUGUACUUGAGACGACCACAAAGAAAGGAAAUACUGCUCUUCACAUUGCUGCAUUAGCUGGACAAGAACAAGUCGUCACAGAGCUUGUCAACUAUGGAGCCAACGUCAAUGCUCAGUCCCAGAAGGGCUUCACUCCGCUCUACAUGGCUGCACAAGAGAAUCACAUGGAGGUUGUGAAGUUUCUCCUGGACAAUGGAGCCAAUCAGACUAUUCCAACUGAGGAUGGCUUUACCCCUCUUGCUGUGGCUCUUCAGCAGGGUCAUGAGAAUGUGGUGGCCCUGCUCAUCAACCACGGUACAAAGGGCAAGGUCCGCCUUCCCGCACUGCAUAUCGCUGCCCGAAACGAUGACACCCGAACUGCCGCUGUACUAUUACAGAAUGACCCAAACCCUGAUGUCUUAAGCAAGACAGGCUUCACACCACUCCAUAUAGCGGCCCACUAUGAGAACCUGAAUGUAUCUCAGCUUCUCCUAAACAGAGGUGCUGAUGUGAACUUCACACCCAAGAAUGGGAUCACACCUCUACAUAUUGCAUCAAGAAGAGGAAAUGUUAUCAUGGUUAGACUUCUGCUUGACCGAGGAGCAAAAAUUGAUGCUAAGACUAAAGAUGAGUUGACUCCUCUUCACUGUGCUGCCAGAAAUGGCCAUGUAAGAAUAAUCGAGAUCCUUCUGGACCAAGGAGCCCCAAUACAUGCCAAGACUAAAAACGGCCUGUCACCCAUACAUAUGGCAGCCCAGGGCGAACAUUUAGACUGCAUCAGACAGCUGUUACAGUACAAUGCAGAGAUUGAUGACAUCACUCUAGAUCACCUCACACCACUGCAUGUGGCGGCACACUGUGGACAUCAUCGUGUGACCAAAGUGCUCCUGGAUAAAGGAGCCAAGCCAAACACCCGUGCUCUGAAUGGCUUUACGCCUCUCCACAUUGCCUGUAAGAAGAACCACAUGCGUGUAAUAGAUCUGCUGUUAAAGCAUUCUGCAUCGCUGGAAGCUGUUACAGAGUCCGGGUUGACCCCACUGCAUGUGUCCUCCUUUAUGGGUCAUCUGAAUAUAGUGAAGAUACUGAUGCAGAAAGGUGCUUCCCCGCACGCCUCAAAUGUGAAAGUGGAAACACCUCUGCACAUGGCAUCUCGAGCAGGUCAUUGUGAAGUUGCAGAUUUCCUCUUACAAAAUGCAGCCCCAGUUGACGCUAAAGCCAAGGAUGACCAGACACCACUACACUGUGCUUCCCGCAUGGGCCACAACGAGAUGGUGAAGCUGCUCCUGGAGCACAAGGCCAACCCCAACUCCACCACCACAGCUGGACACACCCCACUGCACAUCACUGCCCGUGAGGGGCACACACAAACUGCCAGCAUCCUACUUGACAUGAAUGCCCAGCUUACCAAAAUGACCAAGAAAGGCUUCACUCCCCUUCAUGUGACAGCCAAAUAUGGAAAGGUAGAUGUAGCAGCGCUGUUUUUAGAGAGAGGGGGUAACCCAAAUGCUGCAGGCAAGGUUGGACUCACACCAUUACACGUGGCUGUCCAUCAUAACAACCUGGAUGUGGUCAAUCUGUUGCUCAGUAAAGGUGGAUCACCACACAGUGCAGCUCGGAAUGGCUAUGCUCCGCUCCAUAUUGCUUCCAAGCAGAACCAGGUAGAGGUGGCCAGCAGUCUUCUGCAGCAUGGAGCCUCUGCCAAUGCUGAGUCACUACAAGGGGUCACACCCUUACACCUCGCCUCCCAGGAGGGUCAACCAGACAUGGUGUUGUUGCUCAUCUCUAAACAGGCGAAUGUAAAUCUGGGCAACAAGAGUGGACUGACCCCCCUACAUCUUGUAGCUCAGGAAGGGCAUGUUGGCAUUGCUGAUGUACUGGUGAAGCAUGGGGCGUCUGUCUAUGCUGCCACCCGGAUGGGCUAUACUCCGCUUCACGUGGCUUGUCAUUAUGGCAAUAUCAAGAUGGUUAAGUUCCUUUUACAGCAACAGGCCAAUGUAAACUGCAAAACCAGGAUGGGGUAUACACCGCUACAUCAGGCUGCUCAACAGGGCCAUACGGACAUAGUGACACUGCUCCUGAAGCAUGGAGCACAGCCCAAUGAAAUCACACCAAACGGCACAUCUGCUCUUGCCAUUGCAAAGCGCCUUGGAUACAUCUCAGUCAUUGAUGUGCUCAAACUUGUCACUGAAGAGACGGUUACCAUGACCACCACAGAAAAACAUCGCAUGAGUUUCCCAGAGACAGUUGAUGAGAUCUUGGAUGUAUCUGAAGAUGAAGGUAUUGCACAGCUAACGUUAGGCGAGGAGCUGCUGGGGACCGAGGGUGCCAGGUACAUGAAGAUGGAGGACAUGAAGGACCAUGAUGAGGAUUUCCUGUCCCCCAAGAAAGUUCUAGAGAAUCAUUCUCCUGCUAUUCCACGGAUCCCAUGUGUGUCUCCUGAAACGGUAAUGCUUAAAGAAUAUGACCUGGAACAGCAGCACACUCCACUCCCUUUGCCCAAGGAGUAUGAUGAGGAUUCCCUGAUCCCCAGCAGUCCGGCCACAGAGACAUCAGACAAUGUCAGUCCAGUCGCGAGCCCCAUCCACACUGGUUUCCUGGUGAGUUUCAUGGUGGAUGCUCGCGGUGGCUCCAUGCGAGGGAGUAGACAUAACGGCCUGCGCGUCAUCAUACCUCCACGCACCUGUGCUGCACCUACACGCAUCACCUGCCGCCUGGUGAAGCCUCAAAAACUUGCGACACCACCUCCUCUGGUCGAGGGCGAGGGGCUCGCCAGCCGUAUCAUCUCGCUUGGUCCAGCCAGCAUGCAGUUCUUAGGGCCUGUGAUUGUGGAGAUUCCCCAUUUUGCUGCGCUUGGUCGGGGAGAUCGUGAGCUUGUAGUCUUGAGGAGUGAGAACGGCUCAGUCUGGAAGGAACAUCGGAAUCGUUAUGGUGACGAGGUCCUGGAGACCAUUCUCAAUGGCAUGGAUGAAGAUCUUGAGAGCCAGGAGGAACUCGGGAAGAAGAGGAUCAGACGUAUCAUCUCCACUGACUUCCCUCUUUACUUUGCCGUGGUGUCCCGCAUCCAGCAGGAGAAUGACCUGAUUGGCCCAGAGGGGAGUUUUCUCACUAGCAAGCUAGUGCCCAUGGUCCAGGCCAGCUUUCCUGAGAUGGCCGUCACCAAGCGGGUUCGUCUCGGACUGCAGGCCCAGCCAGUCCCUGAUGAACUGGUGGCCAAGCUCUUGGGGAACCAGGCCACUUUCAGUCCUGUGGUGACCGUAGAGCCUCGCCGACGCAAGUUCCACCGCCCCAUUGGCCUGAGGAUGCCUCUGCCUCCAUCCUGGAGGAAGAGUCCAAGGGAUGCUGGCGAGGGUGACACCACCAGCCUCCGCCUGCUGUGCAGUGUCAUUGGUGGCACAGCUCCUGCUCAAUGGGAAGAUAUAACUGGCACCACCAAACUUAUGUAUGCCAAUGACUGUGCCAGUUUCACAACCAAUGUGUCUGCCCGUUUCUGGCUGGCAGACUGUCCUCGGACAGCAGAGGCUGUAUCCUUUGCCAACAUUCUGUACCGUGAGCUGUCAGCUGUGCCAUACAUGGCCAAGUUUGUGGUUUUUGCAAAGAUGAAUGAAGCACGGGAGGGUCGACUCCGCUGUUACUGCAUGACUGAUGACAAAAUGGACAAAACUUUGGAGCAGCAUGAGAACUUUACUGAAGUGGCCCGUAGCAGAGACAUUGAGGUCAUGGAGGGGAUGCCGCUGUACUUGGAGUGUUCAGGAAACUUGGUUCCCAUAAGGAAAGCUGCCCAGCAGCCACGUUGUUUUAGCUUCCAAGCUUUCAAAGACAACAGACUGCCAGUGUCUGUCAAGGUGAGGGACAGCAGUAAAGACCACUCUGGCUUUUUGUCUUUUUUGCGCAAAUCCACCAAAUAUGAAGAUUGUCAACAUGUGCUGUGUAACCUUAAUGUUACCAUGCCGCCAUGCAUUAAGAUCAUAGGAACUGAUGACCGAAGAAGGACUCUAACUCCUUUAGCUCUGAGGGAAAGAUACAGUGCUCUAAAUGAGCCAGCCAUGGCAUCACUGAGCGCCAUGGAAAGGACGGAGUUAAAGAUGGCUUUAAUAGCUGAACAGCUAGGCCUGAGCUGGGCUGAGUUGGGACGUGAACUGCAGUUUAAUGUAGAUGAAAUAAAUAAGAUUCGAGUGGAGAAUCCCAACUCCCUUUUAGAGCAGAGCUCAACACUGCUCAACCUGUGGGCAACUCGAGAGGGAAAGAGAGCUAAAAUGGACAGCCUGUACAUGGCUCUGAAGAGCAUUGACCGAGUGGACAUUGUGAACGUGCUGGAGGGCCAGGGACCACCAACAGGCCAGCAGGGCUGUUGGGAGCAAGAGGCUUCCAGGUCCAGACAUCACGACCAAGACCAUCUAUCUCCUAGCAUCACAAAUGGUUACGGACUGGUGGUGCAGGAGGAACUAGUUUCACCGGCCUCCAUGCAGUACAGUCUACCUUCGCCACUAGGCAAUGAGCCAUAUUGGCAGGAAGUGUCAAGCAUGGAGUGUGCACCCAUUGCAACCACAGAAGAGGACACACUCAUGGAGAUGUCUGAGGUACAGGUUUGGCCCACUGGCAAUAGUCCUUCUAUUGUGGCUGUGGAGGACUCCUCUCUGGAGUGCAGUAAUGCUGAUGACUCUGAGGCACUUCUAAACAGGAGCAUUUGCCACUCCAGGAAUGGUAGUCCUGGUGGAAAUGGACCAGUGAGGCUUGCCGAUCAGGAAGGGUUAAGUGGCUCCAUCGAGCUUCUUGAGGAUCAAUCCAUUGGGGCAGACUCAGAUUACAGUGCUGCUGGGAUGCACUGCCUGAGUGGAGGGGUCAACAUCAAUGCUCUGGACAGAGGUCAUUGGUUGGAGAGGACGGAAGGGGCUGUAGGUGAAGAAGUCAACAACAUUAAAGACAGUUCCAAUGGUGGGUUGGGAGAAGUUGGCAUAAGCUUAGAAGAUAGCAUAUCUCUUGUUUCAGGACAACAUCAAAUAUAUGCUCGACUGAGUGAGUCACCUGGGCUAAGAAGACGGGCAGAUAAUGGUGAUGACAGGUUAAGUGGUGGGUCCUUCCUGUCAUACAUACAGGAUCAGGGGGCUCCUGGUUGGCACUCUGCCCCAGAACCAACUCCGAGUAGGGUGGGGUCUCUCUCGUGCUCCCUUCCUAGACAGGCCAUUGAAUCUAUGAUGUCAUCAGUGCGAGCUGCAGUGGAUUGUGAUUCUAAACAGUCUUGCCUAGGCCAGGAAUCCCUAAUUGAACCAGUGCGGGAUAUAGGGCAUGCUGAGUUUAUCCACGGGCAUUAUCAGGGAACACAGCCUUUUGAGAAAGGACUAGGCUUCCCACAUAGAACAGCUAACAUUCGAGGUUGGGAGGACAUGCGUCUAAGAGGGCAGGGUGAUGAGGCAGAUGAUCAACCAGGAGAGCAAGUGAGCGAGGAGCAAUUUACAGACGAGCAUGGCAACAUCGUCACCAAAAAGACUGUAAGGAAGGUGGUCCGGAGAGGAAAAGGGGAGGAGGGGGUUCAGGAGCUCAUCAUAGAAGGGCAGCCGCAGAAUAUCACAGAGCCAGAUGUUGAUGGAGAGCAGUAUAUGAGCUAUGCCAUCCUGGGCCGUGACAGCAAGCCGGAUGUUAUGGAUGUGAAGAGGGGAGGUUCUCAAAUAGUGAAAUGUGCAAGUCUGCGGAGAGUUAAGCAGUGAGUGUGACUCACUCCUCCCUGCAGGACUUGUCACGCAAACCAUCCUUCACUGACACAUGAUGGGUGUCAAAUAAAGAAGACAACAGAACUAGACCGCUGGCAAUAGGCAAUGGAAAUCAACUAUGAAAACAGAUUUUAGGACUUUUUUUAAACAAGCAAAUUAAAACACUAGAGGCAUGAUUUCUUAUAAAACAAAACCAAAUAAUGAAAAAAAGCAAGCAUAUGAGAAGUGCUUCCUGUAAUCUCAAUAUUAGCAUGUGAAAGUGCUGUUGCAUGGCCUGCCUUUACAUACAGCACUGACUGCAAGCAAUUAUGAGAAUCCAGGCUGAUUAAAAGGAAGAUGAGAUAAUAGUGGCAUACCGCAAGGGCUGUAAACAUGGAGGGUGGAAGGACUUUGGCUAACCAGAAGCAUAUACGCCUAAGCCCUGGAUUGCUGUGAAACCAAGACAUCUUUGUUUUGGGAGAAACUAAUUAUAGUGAAAUCCUGCAACAGUUUUGACCUAAAUUUCGUCUUCCAACUGAACUCAGAACAGUGGAAGUAAGUCCAGAACACACUUCUGAAAUAAUUUCAAACAGGGAGCUGUUUGUCCCUCUUGUACUGUUAUUAUACAUAAUAUGCACUGAAAUAUGAUGUGUGCGUGUGUGCGCGCGUGCGUGCGUGUGUGUGUAUUCUUUUUGACGGCCAAAAAAUCAAACAGCCUAUGCGAUAAUUAUGCUGCUGUUUCAAUACUUGCUCCAGAGUUCUUGUUCAGUUUAAUCAUACAUGUCUUAUGUAUUGUAAAGGUGUAAUUGUGUAGCAAAUGCACUUUUUAGAAAUGAGCUGUAAUGUUCUGUAAAGGUGUAUUCUAGGCUCAAGGGUUACAAUUUGUGCAGUUUAAAUAUGGGGAGACAGUACAUUGGACAUACAUUAAAAUUACUUUAAGGCCAUAUACUAUAUGUACAUAUGUGUGUAUAUAUGUGUGUACAUAUCAUUUUCAGUAUUGCAUCAACUUAUGUUCAAUAUUAAUUACAUACCUCUGUGUCAUAUGAAUCUCGAGCUUCCUUUUUAAUAACUUGAUAAGAACAGAGAAGCAUAUUAACAUUAUAUUAACAUUAUGAACAUUUUAGAACCAUUCAAAAUUUGCAGUACAUUGUCAUGUAUAGCAGAUUAUUCAGAUAUGGAGAUAUACAUUAGUGGAAGUGGACUCUUCUGUAUAUCCUUGUGAGUGGGGAAAAAAGCAAUGAAAAUAAUUUUUUGUCAGUUCAAACUAAAAAUAUCAGUAAGUAUAUAAUUUCAAUAAAUAUCAUGCAAUUUAUAUAUAUAUAUAUAUAUGUGAUGAUGUGUGUGUGUGUGUGUGUGUGUGUGUGUGUGUGUGUGUGUGUGUGUGUGUGUGUUUAUAACUUUGUGGGGACAAAAUGUUUUGAAAAUGUAAAAAAGAUGGAAACACCAUGUGUGUGCGUGUGUGUGUGCGUGUGUGUGUAUGUGUGUGUGUGUUUUAGUUAUUUUAGUUAGUUUUAACUUAACUAUACAAUGCGCAUAUUAAGACUGGCUGUAAAGAGUAAUUUAUUACAAAAAUAAAUAACCAAAAUUGUGUCACAAUCAGCCUAUAAGCACUAAUAGCCCCAUGCAAUUAGUGCUUUUAGCACACUAGUUGCAGUGUGGAAAUCAGUGUGGAUUUGAUAGAUUUUGGCUGUUUCUACAAUGAAUUUACCAAAGCCACAGCCUUCAAAAUAACUUUUGUUCAUCAUAAUGUUCAAUAAUGUAAGUGCAUAUUCGGUAACACUUUACAAUAAGGUUUAGUAAGUGCAUUAGUUAUCAUGAACUAACAAUGAACAACAAUUUUUAAAUCAUUUAUUAAUGAUGAUUAAUGUUAAUUUAUAAAAACCGAAUUAUUCUUGGUUAGAUCAUGUUAGUUCAUUAUGCAUUAAUUAAUGUUAACAAAUACAACUUUAGUUGUUAUUAAAGUGUUACUGAAUUUUCUUUAAAAAUGUCAUCAAAUCUUCUAAAAGAAUUAGUGUUGUUAAACCAUGUCGCUUUGGUAAGAAACUAAAAAUAAAUGUAUAUGUGGAGUUACUUUAGAAAUGGGAAUAUAUGUCAAUUACAUUGUUUUGACAAAUUGGUUCUUGGGGUUCCAAUAAUUGUGACACUUGUGUGUGUGUGUGUGUGUGUGUGUGUGUGUGUGUGUGUGUGUGUGUGUGUGUGUGUGUGUGUGUGUGAGCGUGUAUUUAUCACUUUGUGGGGAACAAAUGUCCCCAUAAAGAUAGUAAAAGCUGAAAUGUUUGACCUUGUGGGGACAUUUUGUCGGUCCCCAUGAGGAAAACAGCUUAUAAAUCAUACUAAAUUAUGUUUUUUGAAAAUGUAAAAAUGCAGAAAUUUUUCUGUGAGGGUUAGGUUUAGGGGUAGGGUUAGGUUUAGGGGAUAGAAUAUAAAGUUUGUACAGUAUAAAAACCAUUAUGUCUAUGGAAAGUCCCCAUAAAACAUGGAAACACUACGUGUGUGUGUGUGUGUGUGUGUGUGUGUGUGUGUGUGUGUGUGUGUGUGUGUGUGUGUGUGUGUGUGUGUGUGUGUGUGUGUGUGUGUGUGUGUGUGUAUUAGGGCUGUCAAU